This is a messenger RNA of Ananas comosus (pineapple), 813 nucleotides long. Its product is annotated as acyl-coenzyme A thioesterase 13. Gene Ontology annotation, molecular function: fatty acyl-CoA hydrolase activity. The transcript has 3 exons. The coding region runs from base 45 to 557 and encodes 170 amino acids. The record is from RefSeq and is a predicted model, not a curated record. Lineage: Eukaryota; Viridiplantae; Streptophyta; Magnoliopsida; Poales; Bromeliaceae.
AUAUAUAUAUUAUCCAAAAAAAGGGAAAAAAAAGAGAAAGAAAGAUGGCUGCUGACCCUCCGGCGGUGGCGAGGACGGAGGGCUUUUUCCGGCAGCUCGGGCUCUCCGACAGUUCCGGCGGCGGCUCGGCCUUCCUCCCCUCCGGCGCCGGCGCCGGCGCCGGCGACAAGGAUUUCUACUCCCGCCUCGUCCGGUCCCUCCUCUCCGUCCGCAGCCUCCAACCCCGCGGCCGCGUCCUCUGCUCCCUCUCCGUCCCCUCCGCCCUCGCCAACCCCUACAACACGCUCCACGGCGGCGCGGUGGCGGCGGUGGCGGAGGCGGUCGCGCUCGCCUGCGCCAGGGCCGUCGCCGGCGAUCGGGAGUUCUUCCUCGGCGAGUCCGCCACAUCCUACCUCUCCGCCGCUCGCGUCGGUAUGGAAAUGGAAGUAGAAGGGCGCGUGCUGCGGAAGGGGAAAAGUGUGAUAGUAACUUCGGUGGAGUUCAGGAUAAAGGAAACCGGGCGGCUCUCGUACACCUCGCGCUUGACUUUCUAUGUGAGGCCCGUCGCGAGUAUGUGAGCUCUCAUUUUUCACAAAAAGACAAAACUGUUGAAACAAUUCCCUUUGUACAAAUCAUAACUUGGCCAGCCAUAUUACUAGGUCAUGAUUGUCGUAAUUGAAUCACAUUUAGAAUUUAAACUUUGCGAUUGCGCAUUACGUGGUUCAGUGAUUCUGAAUAUGAAUAUGUAGCGGAAAUAUGUAAUCUUCUCUGUUUGUUGGUGAGGAAGAGGAAAUAGAGGUGAUGGUGAUCGCCGUCGCCGGUAAGUUUGAUCGA